AUGGCAUAUGACCCUCGUCGUGUAAACACGGGAACCUCUACUCCCCAAACUCCUCAAACUCCUCCACCUCCCCCUCCACCACCGGAAUCCUCCACUCCUACCGAAACAAUGGAUUCACAAUCUACCCCUACCCAAGAGGGCAGCACCGACAACUGGAAGUUGAAGUUCUGCACAGUCUGUGCCUCCAAUAACAACCGGUCCAUGGAAGCGCACCUUCGACUUUCCGCCGCACCCACUGCCUUCCCUGUCAUCUCAUUCGGCACGGGUUCUCUUGUCCGUCUCCCCGGUCCUUCCAUCACCCAGCCCAAUGUCUACGGCUUCAACACAACUUCCUACAAUCAGAUGUACGAGGAGCUACAAUCUAAGGAUGAGCGACUAUACCGUAACAACGGUAUUUUGAACAUGCUGGACCGCAAUCGCAAUCUCAAAUGGGGCCCCGAGCGCUUCCAGGAUUGGGUUCCUGGCGCACCACGCAUGGAUCACAUCACGAAGGGAGACAAGGGCUCAUUGGGUGCCGAGGGUGGCGUCGUCGAUGUCAUCAUCACCUGUGAAGAGCGCUGCUGGGAUGCUGUGGUCGACGACCUGAUGACCAAAGGCUCAAUGGUCAAUCGUCCUGUCCAUGUCUUCAAUGUCGACAUAAAGGAUAACCAUGAAGAGGCGCUGGUGGGAGGGAAAGCGAUCUUAGAUUUGGCAAACCGACUGAAUACCGCCGCUGUUGCACAGCGCACGCAGCAUGGGACAGAUGGAUGGGAAAAUGGGGCUGGUGCGGCUCGACAGAGCUUUGACGAGAAGGUUCCUGAGAUUCUAGCGGAAUGGCAAGAAUUGAAUCCCAAUUUGCCGGCCUUAUGGACACUGGCGUGGCUAUAG
Molecule: messenger RNA, 867 nt
Organism: Penicillium verhagenii
Lineage: Eukaryota; Fungi; Ascomycota; Eurotiomycetes; Eurotiales; Aspergillaceae
Gene: ssuA
Product: RNA polymerase II subunit A C-terminal domain phosphatase
Exons: 1
Coding region: 1-867 (288 amino acids)
Biological process (GO): termination of RNA polymerase II transcription
Cellular component (GO): nucleus; mRNA cleavage and polyadenylation specificity factor complex
Molecular function (GO): RNA polymerase II CTD heptapeptide repeat phosphatase activity
Source: RefSeq, a predicted model, not a curated record